Messenger RNA from Durusdinium trenchii, 324 nucleotides. NCBI's taxonomy places the organism in Eukaryota, Dinophyceae, Suessiales, Symbiodiniaceae. The record is from the annotation of a GenBank genome assembly.
AUGUUUGAAGAUGUGACUCACAACAUCUCACAAAACCUUGAGGCAAGGAAGCUUUAUGAGCAGGUGGUGUCCAGCCACCCAAGUAGUGCUGAAGCUCACCUUCGACUGGCAGAGUUUGCACAGGAGGCGGAUGAUGCCCAGGAAGCCUACCGCAUAGCGCUGCAGGCUGUGAAGGUGGCCCCUCGCGAUGCGGCAGCGCAUCUCUCUUUGGGCCAUGCAAGCUCAAAGUUGGGAAGGCCCCACCAUCCGACGUCGUUUGCAGACUUGCAGACCUGUGGCAACUUGAGUCAAGAUAAGCGCACUGGAUUGUUUGAUGUCUAUUGA